Molecule: messenger RNA, 13856 nt
Organism: Cyprinus carpio (common carp)
Lineage: Eukaryota; Metazoa; Chordata; Actinopteri; Cypriniformes; Cyprinidae
Product: striated muscle preferentially expressed protein kinase-like
Biological process (GO): protein phosphorylation
Molecular function (GO): protein binding; ATP binding; protein kinase activity
Source: RefSeq, a predicted model, not a curated record
UCUGUCACCUCCCCGGGGGGACUUGUGAGUAAAGGGAGGGGGCUAUCAUGAGUGAGACCGCUUAACUUGGAGGGCAAGGGGACAAAAGUCUGGGCACGGCAGGCACAGAGUUGGAAACCCACUGGAAAUCAUGCAAUUGAGUAAUCACCUAAAGGAUCCAGCGGUCAUUUUUUUCCCUUAGAUCCUGAAGAACUGGGGGACCUGAAUCUGAGCGUGAAAAGCUGUGGCCAAAUCUUCCAAAAGGCAAGAGGGGUAGCUGCUAAUGCAAUAUGAUCCUCAGGGACUUGCUCUAAAAAUACCAUCCAGCCAGGAGUACAGGCGCAAGCUACAUUCGCCUAAUUGGAGAAAGAUUAAACAUUUUGUUUUCAGCUUCUCUAAUUGGACAUCUCAAGGAUGUGAGAAACAUAUUCCAAAACAUUUACGAUGCAGAAAACCUGUGAGAAAUUUCUACACACUUGUCUUUUGACAUUUCUACUUGCCUGAAGGCCUUUCAGAAGGUCUUCUGUUAAUGCACGUAGAGUUUUCCACUUUUCUAAGAAGUCAUAUUAUAAGUAAGUAUUGUAUUUAACUGGUGUUGAUAACCUGGAGUGUAGUCAUGCAUUUGAUGAUGUCUGCUUGAAUGUUUGGAAUAUGUUUACCAUAUCAAAACUCCAAAUUAAGAAAAGCUAUUUUAUUUUUGGACAAUUUAUUGUGCAUUAGAGAUACUUGAUGUAAUUUGAAACUUAAAUCAGUUUAGUAACGUGUAGCACUCUGUAAAGAAGCUCCCCACUGGAUCAUGAGGAAAGCUGAGGUUCAGAUGACCCUGAAGAAAGGUGCUGAUGAAGAAGCAGGAGGAAUGGCUCCGCCAAGUCCCAGGAUACCAUCAAAACGAGCAAAAGUUAGUUCAGAUCAGGUCGUACCAGACCCUUCUGCUUCUGUCUACCCAACCCCAACUCCUCCAGUGUUCAUCCGGAAGAUGAGGAACGCUGCGGUAGGUACCGGCUGUGAUAUCCGCCUGAAAGUGGCUGUGGCUGGAGACCCACAACCUACCCUCUUCUGGUACCACAAUGAUGACCUGCUCAGCAUGGAUAACCAGGAAUACGGAGGCCUGUGGAUCAGGGACUGCAAACCCAGUGAUGCUGGCCUCUAUACCUGCAUUGCCACCAACCAUCUCGGAGAGGCCAGAAGCAGUGCUGUCCUUGCCGUUUUGGAUUUGGGUGAAGACUCUGAGACUACAGAAGACGAAGCCGCUGAGCCACAAAUACCCCUGGAAGCUAAAGAAGGAGCCAGAGGUUUUCAGGAUGAGGCAGGUGAGAGAAUGAUGGAUGUCGCCCCAGAUGCGAGCGAUCGCUGGGCCGCCGGAGAGACCACAGUGUUGGAGAAAGAAGCUCUAGCCCUGGGAUCAAGAGCUCCAGGGCCGCAGUCAGCCAGGAGCCCAUCUGAAGAAGUUUUGAGGGAAUCUCCCCCUCAAGUCCUACCACCCCCUUCCCCCAAAAUUGGCCGCUCUACUGCCUCUCCUUUGCUCAGCCGUUCUGGUUCAGCCCCUGCCACACCCCUAGCCCCACGCAAGAAAGUUGUCGUGCCAACUGAAUAUCAAGACACAGUACCAGGAGAGUUUGAGGAGAAGAUAAAGCAACCCAAAUCAUCAGGCAUGUCUCAGAGUAGUGCUCAAGACUCUCGACCCCAAACCCCCGUCAGCGAGUAUUCCCGUAAGGAACUUACACCUCGGCCCUCACCAAAACUGACAAGAGCUAGCUCCAAGAUCUUUGAGAAAGUGCGUGUCUUUGAAGAGCGCAGAAAAAGUAUCGAUAACCCAGAGGGAUCUAUAUCAGGACGUUCUUGGGCUGGAUUUAACAGAGCAUCGUCUAUUGACUCUGAUGAAGGAGGGAGCCGGUUGGGGAUCUCAAGGGAGAGCUCCAAAGAAGACCUUCGUGAGGCUCUGAAGGCAGAUGCAGCCCAGAGAAGGACUAUAUUCAACCGGGCUGCUUCCCUGGAGGACAGACCCCGUUACUCCCAAAAGGUGCAGGACAUUGAGAACAAGUUCACAGAGGAGCUCCAGCGCAUCAAAAAGCUUGUUGGUAAACCACACAUGAAGAAAUCCUUCUCAACAGAGCAGCUCUCUACUUUUCACAGGAGCAGGCAGCCUAUAAGGAAGUUAGAGCCCAUCCCACCUCAGGUUCUUCAAAAGCUGCAGGAUCGAGAGCGUGCUCAGCGAGAGCAAGAGAUGGGAGAGAGAGAGCAAGCCAAGGAACGAUCACCUCCAAAAUCACCGUCUCGCAGACGAAAAGACCAGCUGGCACAAAAAGUUGAAAGCGAUCGGUCUGUCCCAACCACCAAGGUGGUAAGCACAUUUGGACAAGAACCAUCACCUCCAGAGGCCAUGUCACUCUCUGAUUUACCUGGACAAAGGUCUCCAAGACGUCGGGGUCCAAGCCCAAGCAGAGAUAGUACCCGAAGGUCUCCAACUGUAGAGAUCACAUCCAUGGCUGAAGAGCGCUCUCGAGGCAGAGCUGAAUCUCCAUCCCGAAAUGUCUUAGAGAUGACAUUACGCAAAGUGGAACCAAGACCUGCAAGUCCACUAGUAAAGAGGGUUGUUCGUGUUCAGGAGGUACCACAAGCAAAUGAUGAGUCCAUGCAUAGGAAGACGCCAAUAGAGGUCAUGCUGAGAAAACUGGAAAGAAGGCCUGAAAGUCCUCUGGUGCAAGGAGAAACUGUAGCUAUUCAAGAAUGUCCUGUCCAAGCUCCCACCAAACCUCCAAGAGUUUCCUCAUCUUCUUCAUCUGAGGAAAAGAUGGAACUGGAUGUGACUCCUCUGCCACUGGCGCCAAAGCUCACUAUACCAAAAAUUAUUGUAGAAGAGGAGGCAAUGGAGACAGACACACCUGCAGAGAAGACUGAUAAGACUGUGAAAGGUGGCACUGCUAAAGAAGAAAAACCCCAAAGAAGCAGAGGAAGGGGACGCAGACAAAGACCAAUGUCCCCUGAAUUAGAAUCUUCAGACGACUCGUACGUGUCUGCAGGAGAGGAUCCUCUAGAGGCUCCUGUGUUUGAGUUUCCGCUUCAGGACACUGUGGCCUCUACUGGAACAGAGGUUCUUUUAAAAUGCAUCAUCAGUGGCACCCCUCUCCCAGAAGUUACAUGGAAGAGAGACAACAUUGAGAUCAAGAAUAGCCCAACUCAUGUUGUGAAGGUAGAGGGGGAAAGGCACACAUUGCUCAUCAAAUGGACGAAGCCAAGUGACGCAGGAACAUACACAGUUACUGCUACCAACGAGGUUGGCGAGAUGUCCAGCAGCGCUACUCUUUUCAUCAAAUCAGAGCCCAGUCAGGACCAGCGUGGGAACCUUGGUCUACCCAUGGACGUCAGCAGUCCCAUCACAUCUGAUGAGGAGUACCUCAGUCCUCUUGAGGAGGGGAUGGAUUUCUCCUCCUACAGGGGAACUGAGCCGAGGAAGAUCGUGGAUACUCGAUUUAAGGAGCCUCCAUCCUUUCAGGUUGUUAUUGGAGACCAAACAGUUAUAGAGGGUCAAGAGGUGACCAUGUCUGUUCAAGUGAGUGGACAGCCUAAACCCAUGCUUUAUUGGCUGAGAGACAGAGUGACCAUUAAAACAGGUGCACGGCAUAUCGUCCAUGAGACAGAGGAGGGCAACUUUGAGAUGAUAAUCAAAUCGGCACAGAAGUCAGACUCUGGUGUUUACACCUGCAAGAUCAUCAACGAGUAUGGGACUAAACAGUGUGAGGGCAAACUGGAGGUGAAAGCUCGUCCAAUAGAACCAGGCCUGGCCAUCAUUCGGCCAGUGAGGGACGUGAUGGUGAAGGCAGGGGAGACUGCCCUGUUCGAGUGUCAUGUGAUCGGCCCGCAGGACACAGAUGUUGAUUGGCUGUCAGAUGGGAAACUCAUCCAACCAGCUCUGUUGGACUGUAAGAUGCACUUUGAUGGGAAAAGGUGCAGGCUGCUGCUUAACUCUGUACAUGAGGAUGACAGUGGAAUGUACACGUGCAAACUGAGCACAGCUAAAGAGGAGCUGACCUCUAGUGCCAAGCUAAAGGUCGUAGCAUCCAUAGAGCCCCUCUUCACCCGUAAGCUGGAUGUACUAGAAGUUAUUGAGGGUCGUAAUGCUCGAUUUGACUGCAAGGUCAGUGGGACGCCACCUCCUCGGGUCAUCUGGAGCCACUUUGAUCAUCCGCUGGAGGAAAGUGACGACAUUCGGAUCUUGAAAGAAGGAGGACGGCACUCAUUAGUCAUCUCUCAUGUUAGUAAUGAAGAUGAGGGUCUCUACACAGUAGUAGCGCGGAACGCACACGGGGAGGCCGAGUGCGCAGCGGAGCUGUAUGUGCAGGAGCCCAGACCAGCAAUUUCCUCUCAAAUAGCAAAGCUGGAAAAAAUGCCCUCCAUUCCCGAGGAACCUGAGGUGCCUGAGAAUGAGGUGGAACGUUUCACCAUGCCUGACUUUGUCAAGCCGCUCUACGAUCUGGAUGUAGUUGAGGGCAGAGAGGCUGUGCUCCGGUGCAAAGUGGCUGGCCUGCCGUAUCCAGCCAUAAUCUGGUUUCACAAUGGCAAGAGGAUUGACAGCACAGAGGACAGAAAAAUGACACAGUUCAGAGAUGUUCACAGCCUGGUGAUCCGCUCUGUUUGUCAUGCCCACGGAGGAGUUUACAAGUGUGUCAUAUCCAAUAAAGUGGGCAAGGCCACCUGCUAUGCCCAUCUUUAUGUGACAGACAUCCUUCCUGACCCGCCAGAUGGGGCCCCAGUCAUUGAGUCCAUCACUGGCAAGACUAUCACGCUAAGCUGGAAGAAACCCAGAAGACUGGAUCCGUCCAUUGAUCCUAGCUCCCUGAUGUAUGCUGUUCAGCAGCAAGCUCUAGGGUCGAUCCAGUGGACCAUCAUCGCCUCUUGCCUGAAACAGACCAUCUAUACCAUUACCAAUCUGUCUAAAGGUGUCCGCUACUCCUUCAGGGUGCUAUCAAUCACCAGCAAGGCCUUUAGCAAGCCAUCGCCUGCCACCGAGCCAGUGCAGCUGCUAGAUAGAGGUCCAUACCUCCAGGAGGCUCCUGUAAUCAUUGACAAGCCAGACAUUGUGUAUAUGGUGGAGAAGCAGCCCUUAAGCAUCACAGUCACUCUCAACCACGUCAAUGCAUCGGUCACAUGGAAGAGAGGGGCAGUGACAUUGUCUAACAGACCGGGUCUGUUUGAGUUGAGCAUGCCUGAUGAUGACCAGCAUACGCUGAAGCUGUGCAAGGUAAAGAGCAAUGAUGUUGGUCAGCUCACGUGCAUCGCCAGCAACAAGUAUGGCAGCGACACCUGCACCCUAAUCCUGGAAAUGGCAGUGGCACCAACUUUUGAGACCAUCAUGGAAGACCUGGAUGUGAAUGUAGGCGAGACUCCUCGUUUCGCGGUGGUGGUUGAAGGAAAGCCCGUCCCAGACAUCCUCUGGUAUAAGGGAGACACCCUGCUGUCCGAAAGCAGCCAUUUCACAUUUGUGUACGAUGACAAUGAAUGUUCUCUGGUGGUAGUGAACACUCAAGCCGAUGACUCAGGGGUUUACACCUGUACUGCUAAGAAUCUAGCCGGUUCUGUGUCCUGCAAGGCUGAGCUGACUGUCCACAUCGCUAAAGAGUACAAAGACGACCCCAUGGAGGAUGAGGCGUCCAUCUUAAGAAAAAUGCGUAGGCUCACUGAUUACUAUGACGUGCACAAGGAAAUUGGGAGAGGGGCGUUCUCAUAUGUGAAACGAGUGAUACAGAAAGCGGGAAAGAUCGAAUAUGCAGCCAAGUUCAUUUCCGCUCGGGCUAAACGGAAGGCCUCCGCUCUGAGAGAGCUGAACAUCCUGUCUCAUCUAGACCAUGAGAGGAUCCUCUACUUUCAUGACGCCUUCGAGAAGAAGAAUGCUGUUAUCAUCAUUAGCGAGCUAUGCCAUGAGGAGCUUCUCGAAAGGCUUACAAAGAAAUCAACAGUAAUGGAGUCAGAGAUCCGUUCUAGCGUGAGGCAGCUGUUGGAGGGUAUUAGCUAUCUUCAUCAGCAUGACAUACUUCAUCUAGACAUAAAGCCUGAUAAUAUCCUCAUGGCAGACCCUAGUAGUGAUCAGAUCCGCAUAUGUGAUUUUGGAAAUGCUGUUAAGUUCACGCCUGAUGAGGCACAGUACUGCAAAUAUGGCACUCCAGAAUUUGUCGCCCCAGAGAUUGUUAACCAGACACCCGUCUCCAAGGCAACGGACAUCUGGCCUGUUGGAGUUCUAACAUACUUAUGUCUCACUGGAGUUUCUCCUUUUGCUGGAGAAAACGACCGCAGUUCUGUUCUCAACAUCAGGAACUAUAAUGUAGCUUUUGAAGAAAGCAUGUUUACCGACCUCUGCCAUGAAGCUAAGGGAUUCGUCAUUAAACUGCUGGUGGCUGAUAGAUUGAGACCUGAUGCUAACGAAUGUCUUCGGCACCCCUGGUUCAAGACCUUGAAUAAGGGUAAAAGCAUCAGCACAGAGUCCCUCAAAAAGUUUAUGUCCAGAAGAAAAUGGCAGCGAUCUCUUAUCAGCUAUAAAUCUAAGAUGGCGAUGAGAUCUAUACCCGAGUUACUGGAUGACUCCUCCAGCCACAUUUCCAUUGCUGUUCCACGACAUCUGAAACAAGGCUCACCACCACCAUCGUCAUCUUCAGAUUCGGAUGAAGACAUUGAUGAGCUGCCUUUUAUCCCAAUGCCCAUAAACAUGGAAUUCUCAGGUUCUAGAAUGUCACUGACUGAAAUUGUAGGGGAUGAUGAAAUGCCAGGUAGACCGAAUGGAAAUGCUGAGAGGCCUGCUUUAAGCCAUCAGACGUCAGAGCCCAUGGAUGUGGAGAUGUCAGAGAAAGAGGGUGGAGAUGCAGCUGCUAGGGGUAAAGCCAGGAAGAGGUCAACACAAGAUGAUGAAAAAGGCUCAUCUGAUGUAGAACCAGCAGAACUGGCCAAAAGAGCAGAACAUGCAAAGAGACCAAUGCGCAGAGGUUCAAGCAUGGAGUCAGAUGAGCCAGAGGGAGCACGUCGCAGAGGAGAGUUGCGCAGAGGGAGCUCGGCUGACAGUGCCCUACAGCUCCACAUCAAACCUGAGGAGGGCACAGAAGAAAGUUCUACUGAUGGAAGUAGAAUUCUACAAAAGUCAGUAUCUAUGGAGCUUCCAAGGAGAAGCCCAAGUCCAGGAGCUGCAAAGCUGAGCCAGGAAGACUAUGCCCUAAAAUUGGAACUUAUGAGGCAGAGACUUCUCAGGGGUGGCUCUGUAGACAACAAGAUGAGUGGAUUACGAGGCCCAUUGCUGGAGACAUUAGGCAUGGGCGAUGAGAAGCGCUAUGUGCGGGGGUCUCGCCUUGGUAACCCUCCGCUUGUUAGAGCGGCAUCCAGCGAGUCUCCUAGAGAUGAUAUCCCAAAGACCAAGAUACUCCGCAAGAGUGCUUCCUUCAGCCAGGGUGAUUCAGAGCCCAUGCCCCUGCACCGACGGAUGGGAGCACCUCUAGAGAUCCCACUGGCACAAAUAGAAGAGAGACGACUGCAGGAAGCUGUAUCUAUGUCUGCUCUCACAGAGCCAGUCAAGGAUUCUCGCCCUAUCACCCCAAAAAUUCAUACGCCAGAACCAGAGAGACAUGAGAAAGAGAAAAUUGAGGAAAAAGAAUCAGCUGUCUACAAGGACAAUAAAUCAGAAGAAGUCAUUGUUGUGCCAAAAACUAAUGCAGAUGAAUCCAAAACCCCCAAACAAAAAUAAACAAAUAAAGAAGCACAAGAGAAGGUCCAGAGCAAGUUAGAGGAGCCCAGUGAAAAAUCUCAAAAAGUGGAUGAAAUUAAGUUGAAGACCCCCAUAGUAGAGGAAACAAUUGAAGAAGAGGAAGAAAGAGAGGAUAAAGAACCAGAGGAAGAAGUGGAGCCUCCUGCUCCAGAGAUUGAGGUUAAAGAAGUUGAGGAUGAGGUUAAAGAAGUCGAGAAUGAGGUUAAAGAAGUUGAGGAUGAUGUAAAAGUAUCACCAAAGUCUCCAGAGGUCACCAUUACCACCAGCUCAAUCAUGGUGUCCCCAACAGCUGCCCCAGCUCCCAGCCCCCAGGGUGUCGUCUCAACCUGUGUGACUCCAUCACUCCCUGCACGUACAGUGCUCCCAGAUGGUAGAGUGUCUGCAUAUGCUAGUAUCAUGCAGACCAUCAUGGUACCAUCAGUCCAGGCAUCUAGCCAACCUGAACCUGUUCCUGUGCCUACACCUACAACCAGCCCAGCAUCAGUCCCAGUCUAUGCACCAAUUUCCAGACACGUCUCUGAACCAACCCUUUUGUCAACUUCUUCCAAACCAGACCUUCACCAAACCACUGAACAUCCUGCAGUCUUUUCUCGGGUUGCCUCAACAGAAAAUCCUCCUAAAGAGCCAAGUCCUCCUAAGACUCCCACUCGUGCCUCCUCUGAGCGAGAGCCGUCUCCUGGAAGCAACAUUCAGGACCUUGCAUCUGAGGAGGUCUUUGAAGCUCGCUUCAAGAAGCGUGAGUCCUCUCUAACUCGUAGUCUUAAACGCUUCUCAUUCCAGAAGACUGAAGAAAAGCCUUCCACCGUUGCUCCAGAAACUGCAGAAGAAAUGUAUCGCCCAAGGCCAAUUGGUGCACCCUUAGAAUUUGUUCCAAGGCGGUUGGAGGAGAAGUCCAAGUCAGUUCAGGAUCUACGUGAGGCAGAGAAGGACCCUGGGUUUAUGAGGAGACUCUCAAUGCGCUUGAAAAGAACCCCAUCAGUAGAGAGGCAGGAAGAGAAGCUCAAAGAAGAGGAACCUUCAGUACCCAGGCGUCGUCUGUCCUGGGCACUGGGACGGAGGGGAUCCCAAGAAAAGAAAGAGAUUGAGAUGGUGAGGUUGGAUGGAGGUCCUGAGCCUCCCCCAGAGCCUGAGUCCAAAGCACCCUCAGAGUCACCUAUCCUUGCCAUGCGCAAGAAGAUCGGCAGUACCAUGGCAAGCCUAUCCACAAGGAUUAGGAGCCACUCUGAGGACAGGAAAGAUGAUAAUGAAAGCAAGAUGGAGAAGAGGACACCUAUAUUCACAAAACUGAGUCGUUCCACCUCAGAAGGUGGCAGUCUGAAGAGGAUGGGUGUCCCACAGAACCAAAUUGCUGCCCAAUCAGGGAAAGGGACCUCAUCAGAAUCACUCGAUUCCAUGUCAAGCAUCCAAUCAGAAUCAGCUGUUAAAAGUACAGAAAUUGAGCGCAGAUCACGAUGGGACCGCUGGGGAUUGACGAGAGGAAAAAGAGACAAGACGGUUUCCCAACCAGACAUCCCAGCAUCCAUUGCCAGGGAGAAUGGCUCUCUCCGUUCUCGCCAGUACACACGUCUAACAUCUGACUUCCCUCCUGUGUUCCAUAUCAAACUAAGGGACCACGUUCUCUUGGAGGGAGAUCCUGUAACUCUCAGCUGCCUCCCCGCUGGCAGUCCUCACCCACGCAUCUCAUGGAUGAAAGAUAAGAAGCCACUUGAGAUAGACCCAAGGAUGAACAUGAUAUCCUGCCCUGACGGCAGACAGCUGCUGAUGAUUAUGAAGACCACUAAGAAGGAUGCAGGACUUUAUGAAUGUGUGGCUUCGAACUCACUGGCUUCUGUGACCAGCUCAUGCGUUGUGUCCCUUGCUCGUCUGCCUAAUAGUCCUGGGACUCCUGAGGUGCCUCAGAAGUAUAAAAACACCGCUCUGGUGGUAUGGAGACCCUCAGACACCACGGCACCAUGCACCUACUCUCUGGAGAGGAAGACAGAGGGUGAGACUAACUGGCUGAUAGUAGCCACAGGUGUGGCUGACUGUUACUAUAAUGUCACGGACCUUCCAACUGGUGCCGCAUACCGCUUCAGAGUGGCCUGUGUGAACAAGGCUGGUCAGGGACCUUACAGCAAUCUGUCUCAAAAAAUCAUCCUGGACUCAACAGCACCCCAAAAGUCCAGUGGAACAGUCAUUGUCAAAACGCUUUCAUCAGCUCCGGCUCCUGCGCCUUCAGUGGUAACAUCUACCAUGACUCUACCUGCAAUGAAGCCUGCUGCCGUUAAACAGGCUGCAGGACCACCGGUGACUUCAGCGCCCUCUAAAGUCCAGCCGGUACAGCCUGUGUCUCCUCCUGCUGCACCUGCAUCAGCUACGACACCUUCCCCUGCUGCCUUCCCCCCGAGUCAUCGUACUGUGCCUGAUAUCCGAACUCCAUCCCCUAGUGCUCCUACCCCAGCUAAAGCUAAGACUACUCUCAACAUCACUAUGGCCAAACCCUCCCCAGCAUCCCCUGCAGCUCAACCUCCUCCUGCCAAACCCUCACCAGCAUCCCCUGCAGCUCAGCCUCCUCCUGCCAAACCCUCCCCAGCAUCCCCUGCAGCUCAACCUCCUCCUGCCAAACCCUCACCACCCGUUGUUCUGCCCAAACCUCAGUCCCCUGUGAAUGCGGUCUCCCCUCCAUCUCAAACUCCUCCGGUGUCCCCGCCCCCUCUGGUCUCCCCUCCACCUGCUAUCGGCAAGCCUAUCUCUUCAGUGCCCAUGUAUGUCCCGACCACCACCACAGCACAUGUGACCCCAGUCACCCCAAAAACGCCUUCUCCUGCCCUGUCACCACCGGUGGUGUUAGUUACAAGUCUGAGUCCUGUAGGGGAGGGUACUGGCACACCCAAUCGUAUGACUCCAAGUGGAAGAGCCACUCCUUCUGGACGCAUCACUCCUACAGGGCGCAGGACCCCUACAGGAAAACCUGGAGACUCAACCCUAAGGCAGGGAGUCCCACAGAAACCGUACACAUUCAUGGAUGAGAAAGCAAGAGGUCGUUUUGGUGUGAUCAGAGAGUGUCGGGAAAAUGCCACCGGUAACCUGUACAUGGCCAAGAUUGUGCCGUAUGAGCCUGAGAGCAAACAGGCCGUGCUACAGGAGUACGACAUACUGAAGUCCCUCCACCACGAGAAGAUCAUGGCUCUGCAUGAGGCCUACGUCACCCCACGCUACCUAGUGCUCAUCUCUGAGUGCUGCUCAGGGAAAGAGAUGCUCUAUAGUCUGAUUGACAGGUUCCGAUACUCAGAGGAUGACGUGGUGGCGUAUAUCGUACAGAUACUUCAGGGUCUGGACUACCUGCACAGUCGGAGAAUCCUGCAUCUGGAUAUCAAAGCAGACAAUAUCAUCGUCACUUACAUGAAUGUUGUUAAGAUUAUUGAUUUUGGUAGUGCACAGACCUUCAAUCCACUGUUCCUGAAGCAGUUCUCUCCACCCAUUGGAACACUGGAUUAUAUGUCUCCUGAGAUGUUGAAAGGAGAUGUGGUGGGUCCACCGGCUGAUAUCUGGAGCAUUGGCGUAUUGACUUAUAUCAUGCUCAGCGGGAGACUGCCGUUUACAGAGAAUGACCCUGCUGAGACAGAGGCCAGAAUUCAGGCAGCCAAGUUUGACCUCAGUAAGCUCUACCAAAAUGUGUCCCAAAGUGCCUCUCUGUUCCUCAAGAAGAUCCUGUGCAGCUACCCUUGGGCCCGUCCUACAAUUAAGGACUGCUUUAACAACUCCUGGCUGCAGGAUGCUUAUCUAAUGAGACUGCGCAGACAGACUCUCACGUUUACCACCACACGCCUCAAGGAGUUCCUGGAGGAGCAGCAGCAGGUCAGGGCCGAGGUGGCAACAAAGCACAAAGUCCUUCUACGUUCCUACCAGAGCACCCCCUCAACACCCGGCACCCCUGCAGCACCCAUCUCUCAAUGAGCUCCAGCACAGGACGUCCUCCAGAGAGAUGAGAGAUGGCUCUGGGGUUCUCCAGGAUAAGGACAGAGAGAGACACAGCCUCAGGACAUCCAAGCCCCUCUAAGCUACCCUCGGUGGGCCCUUAAGGGGCCGGUUAAUGUGUGGUGUGUGUUAGCAGAUCAAGCACAGGAUGUUUUGGCCUCGAAACCUGGGGUCAGUUCUGAGAUGAGAAACACACACACACACACCAAACCUCUCAUCCAAAAGCAUAAUGGAUUUGAGUGCAUUUACCUCCGUUAGCCAGCAUGCACAGUGCAGUCGUGUUUUUGUCCAGGAAGAUGUCCUUACUUUAAUCUCUCCUGUCCAACACUUUUUUUCUUAUGACUUUUUGACAAACCUAUUUUAGCAUUGGAUCUCUAGCGAACGGUCAGGAACUUUGGACUCGUCGUGGUUGAGAAGAGUGACUGUAUUUCAUAUACAAACAUCAAGAAGACAGCGAUCUAGUCCAUCACUUGACGCAAAAAAUGUCAUGUCAAUGUGUAUUUUUUGUGGCGUCUUCCAAUUGUGAACCAGGGCCUUGAGAUUUGUGGAAAAUGGUGUAUAUCUUUUUUUGAACUAGUUUUUAUGGCAUAAGUAAUACUUUUAUUACUGCUAGUUGCUAGUUGUUAUACUGUAGUGAUUAUCAAUAUAUAUGAAAAAUAUAUAUACAAAUUCCUCUUCAUAGCGCAUGGUUUUAGGAGAAAACUCACUCCCUGUGAACACAAGAGAAUGGUACAACGGCCAAAGUUGUCCUUAUGUAGAGAUCAGCUGGGUCAAGAUGUGCCUAGAAAAUACCUAGUGAUCAAUGGAUGGAAUGGAAAUGUCUCAGAAAGUGCCAUUUUUUUCUGAAGGGACAUGUUAGCUGCUGCAUUGAAAGUUUAUGAGAAUCUUUAAUAUAUCAUUUGAAAGUUUUUGCUGUAAGAUUCAUUUAUUUCCCUUUAUAUGAGAGUAACUUUAUGGUCAAAUGAUUAGUAUUAUCUAAACCGAAUCUCAUUUAGGUCUAAAUUAUAAAAUAUAUAUAAACUAUAUCAAGAGUUAUUUAUAAAAUAUAUUAAAUGUGUCAUCCACAAAAAAUCUGAGAUUAUUAAUGACUGAAUUAUCUAAAUUCUUCAACUUAUCUCCAUGCACAAAUGUAGAUUAAUGUCUAAAAAUGUUAUGAAUACAAAAAGUGGAUUUAAUUUUAUUUGAAGACUCAACGGGUGUUGAUCUUGAUUUGAUUUUAUUAGAGACACCGUUGUAUUGCUUACAUAGUUUGUAUUAUUUGGAUUUAUUUUUGAACAGUUUGCAUCCUGUUUGGCGAACAUAGAGUCACAGUGUCGAUGCUCGUUUUAUUCUUUUUAUUUGUUUAGUUGUUCAUUUAUCUAAUAGACAAAAGAGUGAUUCACAUCCACGAAAAAAAUAUAUAAAUCACAUUCACUAUAGAGCAAAAAAAAAUUAUAAGCAGCUAAGCAAAGUGAGAGUAGUGAAAAAAGUAUCAGAAUUUGCUCUUUGUGAGUUCUAAAUCAUUUUUACGGUUCCUUCAUAUUGUGAUGACAAACAACAGGAACUGACAUGGAAAUGCACUGGUCAAAAGGUGUGGGAACACCGCAUUAAUGUCCUCAUUGUUUUAACACAGUCCUAUUGUGUCCUCAUCAGACCACAGACAGCAGGUGAUCACCUUUGACCUUCUAUCACAAACAUAAAUAUCGGCUUGGUUAAAAAUAACUGUUUGCACAGUGUUUAUUGCAUUGCUUACUAUGGGGUUCACUGCAAACUCUCUUCUGUUUUCCAUCACUUUGCAUAAAUGCUAACAUUGGGUUUGUUCUUCUAUCUUAUUUGUUUAUUUUUGGGUUAUUCAAAUUGAUCAAGCUUCUAGUUUCAAAUAUGUUAUGGUGCAAGAACUAAAACCGAGAAGAAAUUGAAUCACAAUAAAGAGGAAUGAAUUUGGACUCAAUAUGUUGUUGUGAAUAAGGUUUUAUAUUCUUUCAUUUUGUGUGUGUGUGUGUGUGUGUGUUCACUACUCUUUCAGUCAUGCCGAGCAACCCUUUAAUGUGAAACUAAUUCGAGCUUUUCUGGAAUGAAUUAUGUUGCACUAAAACAGUGACAAUGUGGAGAUAACAUGAAUGUUUUACAGUAGAAUGAAGUGUGUAUAUGUUGAAAACAUGACUUUUCAUGAAUAAAAUCAGCUGUCAGCAAUACUAAA